This is a messenger RNA of Mizuhopecten yessoensis (Yesso scallop), 7861 nucleotides long. Its product is annotated as interferon-induced very large GTPase 1-like. Gene Ontology annotation, molecular function: RNA binding; GTP binding. The coding region runs from base 2 to 7291 and encodes 2429 amino acids. The record is from RefSeq and is a predicted model, not a curated record. The transcript has 19 exons. NCBI's taxonomy places the organism in Eukaryota, Metazoa, Mollusca, Bivalvia, Pectinida, Pectinidae.
UAUGCCUUCGAUCUUUAUUUCUGGAAUACCGAAAGGGCUUGACUGGGAAACUGCUACUCUGCGUAUCAGGAAAGAUAUUGAAACAGUUGCUCAAGUGAGAAACAUUUGGAUACAAAAGGAAAAGGGGUAUGGUUUUGUUUCCCUUCAAGAUGAAACAUCUGCUGAUUUUGUAUUGAGUCUGAAUGACAGAAUCUGCAUUAACGGAAACGCACUGAGAAUAACGAGAUGGACAAGAACAAACAACAAGCCCAAAAAACCAAGGCGAACAACAACACCAACCUGUAACCAACAGGUAAAUAAUAAUGUAUUUGCUUUACGGGGAUACGAUACGUACACAGACUACAGAUGUCAUCGACCUAAGAGUGAUGUCCUCUAUCAGUACAUCCAACAGGCGCCAAAGCAAAAGCAGCUGAAGAGGAAACCAUGGAAAGAUAUGAAUCGUGUUUCUCAGCUGUCUUCACCAAAAUCAAGAAAAAAUGUCCGAGCAAAACGACGAAAAUGCAGAAAGAAAAGCACAGGUCAUACGAAAAUAACGCAUUCAACGUAUCCAUCCGAAAUAGGAAACUCUGUCUCUAAAAGGCACAAAAGAAGCAAAUCCAAUUCGGACAGUUAUGUUGACGAUCUGUCAAACGUUCCAAUAUGCUUUACUCGGAAGGCUUCUAUAUUAAAAAGUACAUCGAAAUCAAACAUUGAAACAGAAAACAUCAAUCAAACACUAGUAGGUUCGAUAGCAUCUGCUACAGUUCACGUUUAUGACCAUUCAAAACGUCUUUUUAGUAUCGAGGUUGAUAACAAUAACGUCCUAGAGAGCAUCAAGGUCGGACUGAGUAAUAAAGAAAGUCUACCCUCUGACGGUACGAUACUGAUAUCGCACAACGGAAAAACAGUCAACAACCAAUGGCAGCCACACAUGGCUAACGACGAAAACAUACACAUCGUUGUGAAAGGUAAAGGAGGAAUGAUGCAGGGAGACCCUCCUGAUGAAGGACACCAUGCAGAUGACAAAACAGAAACGAAAAACGAAGAUAGGAUACAAAAUACAGAUGACACGGCGUCUCAUACAGAAAAAUACGUCAAUAAAUCAGAACAAAAACAAAAUAUUCAAGCUAAUGUGAUGACUACACACCCGAAGGAAGAUAGUGGGAUAACACACACUCGCAGUACAAGAUCUGCUACAGACGAAUCCGUCAACAAAACUCCUAUAGGAAGGAAGCAGGUCAUGUACAAGAAGGAAAAUAGCACGUUUGCAGACAUUUCAGGACAGCAGGUUAUUCCUGUUUCUGCAAUAGACCAGAACAAACCUACAGCAGUUUCCAGUCAGUUUGCAUUUGCCAAUUUACCCUUGAGGGAGAAGUCAGCUUCGGAUUAUGACAGACUAGCAGCAACCUUAUUAAACCAAAUACGUUUACGAAGCAUGCCAACACCACCUACAACCGUUCCGAUAAGGGCUUCCACAAACCUGCCACCUGAGUAUCUUCAAGCCACAAUUGAAAAAGAGCAAAAACAAACUCCUGUCCGAAACAUGGAAAAAGAUCGUUCUAAAGCAGUUAAUCAGACGGGAGGUAAAUUCGUCCUCAUUGGUCUCAACUUUCUUACAACAUUCGGAAGUAUUGAGGUUGAUAACAAUAAUGUCCUUGAGAGCACCAAGGUCGGACUGAGCAAUAAAGAAAGUCUACCGUCUGAUGGUACGAUACUGAUAUCGCACAACGGAAAAACCGUCAACAACCAAUGGCAGCCAGACAUGGCAAACGACGACAAUAUACAUAUCGUUGUAAAAGAACAAAAACAACAGAUUCCAGCAAAUGUGACCGUUGUAACCCCGGAGGAUGAUAAUGGGAAACCAAACACCGGUAAUACAAGAUCUACUGGAGAGGAAUCUAUCAACAAAUCCGAACAAGACCAAUCAGUACCAGCUUAUGAAAUGACCAACAAUCAGACUGAAGGCAAUGUGAUAACAAGUACUGGUGAUACAGGAUAUACUGUAGAGGAAUCCGUCAAUCAAUCAGGACAAAAACAACAGAUUCCAGCAAUUUUGACCGUUGUAACUCCGGAGGAUGAUAAUGGGAAACAAAACAGCGGUAAUACAAGAUCUACUGGAGAGGAAUCUAUCAACAAAUCCGAACAAAAACAACAGAUUCCAGCCAAUGUGACAACUGUAACCCCGGAGGAUGAUAAUGGGAAACCAAACACCAGUAAUACAAGAUCUACUGGAGAGGAAUCCAUCAACGGAUCCGAACAAUCGCAACAGACUCCAGGAUCUCGUGCACAGGUAGCCGUCAAUAAAUUCGAACAAGACCAAUCAUUACCAGCUAAUGACAUGACCAACAAUCCGACUGAAGGCAAUGUAAUAACAAGUACAGGUGAUACAGGAGAUACUGCAGAGGAAUCCGUCAAUCAAUCAGAUGAAGACGGGCAGAACACCCCAUCAAGUUUACAUCAGGUGACACAGUCUUCGCCGUUUUUGUCUACUUUUUCACAGCUUUCCGAAGAUCAUCAAGCCAGACUGAUUGAUGAAUUAGAUUUAAGACGCUACUUUCCAGAUCCGCUGACUUACGCAAGUGUGAUGGCUAUAUCCGACUGUGAAAAAGACGAGGCAGAUACACUAGCAGAUAUCCCAAGGUUAAUUCUACAUAAAUUAAUCAUGCUUGAUUUUACUAGUAGAGAAAACGAUUUAAGCAUAUGCUUAAACAAUAUGAAGAGAUUAAGAGACGAUCCGUCAGUUAAGUGUAAAGAAAAUAACUCUUCCAUACCAAAUGAGGAUUUUCUUUCAAUGUUAGACAAUUAUGAAGACAUCCAAGAAAAAUCAAUAUCAAAUUUAGAUCGGCGUAGCCCGGUAGAUAUUUUCUUAUCGAUCUUUAUUUGCUUACAUCCUACAUUGAAACAAAAAGUAUGUUUAAAAAUGUUUGCAUGUCAUCUGGCGAUACCAAUAUUUUUUCCAGUCAAAAAGCACAAACACCAGGAAACCAUUUUAAUGUUUUCGAUGUGGCCUCUUCGGUCAAUAACGGUUCACGAUGGAAAAACAGAUACAAGCAUAGUAAACUGUAAACAAAAUAUUGUGUCAUUUAUAAGAUUAGGACGUCCACAAAUAUCGAAAUCAAAACUUGCAAAUGAACUUUUGUAUGACACAGCUCACAAUGCAUUCUUCAAUUACGAUUGCAUAUUGGGUUCGAGUGAGAAACAAGCAAGUGUCGGACUUGUUGAGGCUUCCUGGUUUUUACCUUCUCCAAAGCAACCUAGGAAUUUGCAACGAGUUACAGUAUUUCUAAAUCUAAGAGGCGAUGCGUUAAACAAUGCAGAGCAAACAGAAUAUUUGAAAAGUGUAUCGCAUGUCAUGAUAAUAGUCACUGACAAAGAGACAAUGAAAAACAAAAAAGAUUUGGAUUACUUUAAACGUGCUCAUUUCAAUGUGUUGUUUCUUCUUACAGGAGAAGUGUCAAAAUAUUUUAUAAGGAAGUAUAAACAAUAUUACAUGGACUCAAGUCCAGAUGGUUUUAACGCCGAGUUUAUUUCAGGAUCCGAACAAGGUAAAAACAUCGGUUUAUCAGAAGUUAAAGAAGCUAUUGUAAAUAAAAUUGGACCAUUGCUUAAUGGCAUGAGUUCUGCUAAAACUAUACAGGAAAUGUGUGAGCAAGCGAGAACGAUGGGUAUAGCUGUAGAUGAGGAUAUGCCCAAAUACAAGAACGGGAGAAAAGCAGCAAAUAACAUUUUUAACCAGGUAAAAGAUUGUCCUCUUCCAGAAAUCAAGGUGAAAUAUACACCAUUACAAAAAGAAAAUUGGCAAAUAUAUACUGAUGUUAUGAAAUCAUAUCGCAAGCCAAGUUCUGAUUUUCAAGAAAAAGCAAAGUUGGAGCAGAAAAUGAUAUUACAACAAACAAAACAAUGGGAUAGUUUCAAGACUGGAAAACCAUUUAUUACAGACUUCAUAUCAAUACUUUUAACACUGGAUGGUGACAGUUUGGUUUCUUUUUUAGACUCGUUAAAAUUUGAGUUAGAUGAAAAAUCUAGAAGGGAAAUGCCAAACUAUCGCGAACGUUAUGCAGCCGCAUGGAAUGCAUGUCAAUCCAAAGCAGAAGCUGAUAAAGUUCGAGCCCAACAGGAAGUCAGUAAAGCUGAACAGCAUCUCAGCGAAGCGUCGUUUGGUAUCGAACAUAUUUUCCGUGAAUUGGGUCAAAUUUACGAGGCGAGCCUGAUGGCAAAUGACCAGGAGUUGUGUACGAACUUAGCCAAAGCAGUAGCAAGGUCAAUUAAACUAGGCUACCCGUUUGAGUUGAUGGAUGGUGAUGUAGCAAAUGUUCCACUGAAAUGGGUAGAACGAGUCUUUGCAGAACUUCAACAUAUGCUAGGUGACAAAAGGUUACUCACAUUGUCUAUUCUUGGACUUCAAAGUUCAGGUAAAUCAACAUUACUUAACGCGAUGUUCGGUCUGACAUUUUCAGUAAGUGCAGGUCGAUGUACCCGUGGUAUUUAUGUACAACUUUUUCCUGUACGAAAACAAAAGUUUAAAUUCGACUAUGUGCUUGUAGUCGACACAGAAGGAUUACGGGCACCAGAACUGGGUGAUCAGAAAUAUCAGCAUGAUAACGAACUAGCAACCUUAGUUUUAGGAAUGGCAGACAUAACCAUUGUUAAUAUAAAGGGCGAAAAUACCAGCGAAGUAAAAGACAUUUUACAGAUUUGCGUCCAUGCAUUCCUUCGAUUAAAAAUGGCAAACCAAAGUCUACAAUUGCGCCAGUCAUGCAUUUUCAUACAUCAAAAUGUUUCUGAUGUUGGAGCUAAAGAUUCUAUGAUACAUGCAAGAAAAAAACUUGCCGAAACAUUAGAUAGAAUGACACUGGAGGCGGCAGAGGAAGAAAACAUCAGUGACAUAAAAUGUUUCAAAGACGUAAUCAAAUUUGAUAGCAAUCACCAUGUAUGGUACUUUUCAGAUUUGUGGAAAGGGGAUCCACCGAUGGCCCCUGCUAAUCCUGGAUACAGUAGGAAUGUCCGGCAAGUAAAAUCUUUUAUAUUUGAAACACUGACUCAAAACAAGGAUUCUUAUCUGACAAUUUCCGAUAGUUUUGUUCACAUAAAAGACUUAUGGAACGGUAUAUUAGCAAAUGAUUUUGUUUUCAGUUUUAGAAAUAGUUUAGAAAUAAGAGCAUACAAUGCACUGGAAAUCAUUUACCAGGAUUUAAUCUGGAAAUUAGAGAAAUAUGCAAAACAUCUUACAAACAGUGCCGAAAUCGAAAUGAAACAGUGUACUGAUGAUUGUGAAACGGACAUAGUCAAAGGUCGUGGAAUAGAUCAAUAUACAGGCCAUAUACACAAUAAAUAUCCCGAUGAUUUCCAAAAAAAACAAUCGGAACUGAAGGGAAAUUUGAAGAAUCGUUUUGAAAAGGGUGACAAAAAAGAUGAAAUUGCAAAAUGGAAACACAGCAAACUUUUGGCAUGGGACUUGUUUGCUGAAGAUUGCCUGGGUAAGCUCAAAAGACAGCUAACGGAUAUUGAAUCACACUGUAGAGUUGAUUACGAAAUGAAUACCUCUCUUACAACCUUACAAAACGAAAUUUACGACCAGGCAUCAACCCUAGCUGAACAUAUGAAAGGUAAGCGACCUUCUCCCCUAGAUAUGGAGGCAGGUUUAAAUGAAAUGUGGGAUAAAUGGAUGAGGAAAAUCUAUGUUCAAGAAGAACACUCUAUUGAAGUCAAAGUGGUAUUGAAAUCAAUUAUAUUUGCAACGUUCAACAAGCAUCGGGAUGUUGUCGUAACCGAGAUGAACAAACAUCCUAUUGGUCGCCAUCCAUCAUUCACAACCUUAGAAAACAGCCUGAACCACUUUGGGUUUGAUGACAAUUACAUCAGCGUAAAAACAACAAUUUUAAAACGCAUAAAGAACGUUUUGCGAUCCGGUGCAAAAUCUAAGAUAUAUUAUGAAGCUAUCGACUUCACCAAUAUAAUACUCAAAGACAUAGAUGUGAUAUUCAGAGAUCAUAAAAAAAGGGAGUGGAAAUUUGAUGCGACGGAAAUGAAAGAAAUCCCUAAACGUAUUAUGCGACAUAUAAAUCAACACAACCAUGAUAAAAGCAAGACCUUUACACUUCUCGAACCUUACACAGUAACACUUUGUGUACAUGUGUUUCGAUACGCUCUCCCGUUGUUAGAAAGACUUGAUGCAGAAUACAGGAAAAAAUAUAGUAUGAAAGCUAAAUUGAGCAAUCAUAAAGCGCUCGUUUGGCGCCAUUUUCAUGAUGUUGUUGAUGAAAAGUCAGCUACCUUGAUUGCUUGUGACAGAUUUUGUGAAAUUAUUCGGAAUCAUGUUGAGGAAAAAAUUAAACGCUCUCUUCCAGAUUUGCUAUAUGAUCAUAUAGUUACGGAUUUCAUGAAAGCAAAGUAUGUAUUAACAAAUCGUAUUAUGGAAGAUCUUGUAAAGAUAAACAAAUCAAAAGCGUUCAUGAGUUAUAUUCAUGAUCCUUACACUUAUGCAUUCGAAUGGUUAUCAGAAUACAUUGAUAGUAAGUGUUUUGGACGUUCGGGAAACAUGUAUAUGGAUAAGGUAUCGGCAGAACUGCAGACUACAUUCAAAGUUAUUGAAAAAAGUGUUGAAAAGAAAUCGGCUUCGUGUUUACAUGAUUGGCUGAUAAAUGUACAAAGUGAGAUGAAGAAGGGUAUGGUAUGGAUUCAAAUGGAGUCAUUUGUUGUAGUUGAGAACCAAAAGAUAACAGAUUUAAACCAUUUCAUUGCAACUGUCAAAAGAAAACUUGAACAGGUGCGCUCAGAACUAAAAGGCAAGUUUCAAAGCGAGACAGAAACAUCAAUCAGAUGGUAUAAUGAUAAAACCCCUUACCGAAUAUCCAUGGACAAACUCUGGGGUUGUAAAGCUGUCUGUCCUUUUUGUUCUGAGCCAUGCCAAUGGAAUGAUAAACAUACGAGUAACCAUUCGUGCAUCCAGCAUAGAGCAGGUGGCGUUACAGGACGACAUUGGAAAGACACAGAUAUACUUGUAUUGGAGAGUUGUAGUUUUCAAGUGCAGUCUGAUCGUCGCUUUCUAUGUUCUGCAAAAUGUGGAGGAAUAUGUACUGGGCAUGGCAAAACUGACGAGUAUCAUCCCUACAAAGCUUACCAAAAGUACUUUCAGGACUGGGAUAUUCAUCCCUGUCCAGAAAUUUCAUCAUCCAAAUAUUGGGCAUGGGUUUUGUGCACCUAUAACGAAGAACUUGCCAAGUAUUAUAAUAAGAAAAAAGCCACAAUCCCGCAAUCGUGGAAAACAUUAACCAAGGAUGAUGCAAUCAGGAGUCUGAAAGAAUUUGCUUAAAAUAGUAAGUUCAAUAUGUCUCUUUGUACAGAAUGGAAAUCCUCAAUAUUGUGAAUUUCAGUUCGAAGUGUAGUCUUUCUUAAAUAAUGUUUGAUAUCAAGCAAAUCAUUAACAAUACAGAAUUCCGUGGUUAUUGGUACAAAAUGUCCUAAACAUGUCUUAUAACCAGUAAUAUAUAUUAUAUAAUGUAUUCAUUAUCAGAGGUAUAUGUAACACUACGUUUUCAUAUGAGCCCUAUUAUAUCAUUAAAAUAUAUUAUCACUAUUUUAUAGCAUCACUGGUAUAUUACCACUAAUUUACAGUUUCGUUUUGGUAAUAAAUACAUAACCUAAAUCAUUUUCCGUUAUACAUGUAAUAGGUGUGUCUUCUUGGUGUAGAAACGCUUAAAAUCCUCAAUAUUGUCAAUUUCGGCUAGAAACUGCUUUUUCACCAUAUAAAGAGAGAGCCUUGGUAAGAGGAUCACAUCUGUCUUACAAAGACAUAUAAUAGGCGAUAUUUAUGUUUAUUAUUUUUUCAUAUUAUUCCCGACAAGUGAUUGGCCAGAAGUGAAUCACGUGUUCGCCGAUAAAA